Messenger RNA from Penicillium salamii, 717 nucleotides. The record is from the annotation of a GenBank genome assembly. Lineage: Eukaryota; Fungi; Ascomycota; Eurotiomycetes; Eurotiales; Aspergillaceae.
AUGUUCACGCGUAAAGAGGCUCGGGGCGGAAAAUCAUGGAGCUUCGGGGGGACUCCACAGAUGACAUCCUCACUGCCUAACGUCAACUUGUCCCUCCGCGAUCUCUCCGCUUGUUUAUCUACAACAAUUGAACCGAUUGUUGUCGCCUUCAAUAUGCCUGCAUACCACUCCAUCUUCCUGGAGGACCGCGAUGUCCCCGUAAUUGGAAACUUCCCUAUCCUCCCCCUCCGAACCCGCACUCGCGGCCCCGCAUACACAUUGCCCCCGCUUCCCAACACCGACGACCUCGAUGUCUCCCCAGAAAAUGAAUCAUACGACUGUGUCGACGAGAUCCUGUCGCUAUUCCGUGCGAACGUCUUGUUCCGCAAUUUUGAAAUCAAUGGCCCCGCCGACCGCAUGCUCAUUUACGGUACUCUGUUUAUCAGCGAAUGUCUGGGCAAGGUCAAGCCAACAAUGAACUCCCGUGAUGCCGAGAAGGCUCUUACCAAUGCCGCACUUGACAACUUCGCCAUCCCGGGCGAUGUGUCGUUCCCCCUCAACCAGGCCUUUGAGGCCCCCCGUGACCGCCAGGACGCCGAGACUCUUCGCCAAUUCAUCGCGCAAGUGCGACAGGAGAUUGCUAUUCGCCUGCACGGCAGAUUAUACCCCGGUGGAGUCGGACCUUCAAAGUUCUGGCUUAGUUUCACGAAGAGAAAGUUCAUGGGCAAGAGCCUCUAG